CAGAGUAAAAAACCUUUGACUGAUUGAGACCCUACCACCCUCUCCCACACAGUGAUUAUUUUCUCGGGAAAGUGACGGAAAACAAAAGAAAAUGGUGGUCAAGAGAAGUCAAUCAUCAACCCAUUUGAGCAAGGAUUCAAAGGUGGAGGUUUGCAGCAAUGAAGAUGGCUACAAGGGUGUUUGGUUCCCCGCCAAAAUCAUCGACCCGGACCCCCCGAUUCCGGCCACGAGGAAGAAAAGGAAGAGCCUUUCCGGCUGCAGCAGCAGAAGCUCAUCCUCCUCCACCAAGGCUCUGGUCCAGUACGAGACUCUGCUCUCCGACGAUGACCCGGACAAGCCCCUGACGGAGCUCGUCGAGGUGGGUUUCAUCCGGCCGGUGCCUCCGUCCGACAUUGACGACAGGCCUUUCGAGCCCGGUGACAAAGUCGACGCCUUUCACCUCGACGCGUGGUGGCCCGGGGUUGUGAUCAAGCUCGAGGAGGAUGAGUACACGGUGGGGUUUCUGGACCCGCCUGAUCUGCUUGUGCUGCGGCGGUCCGAUUUGCGGUCGCACUGGGAUUUCACAGACGGCAUUUGGGUCGGAGCUAAGAAGGAGACGAUGACAGGACCAAAUUUCAUUCCUGGGACAGCAGUUGAAGUGAAUCCCAGCAAAGUAAUACCUUUUUAUGCUUGGUUUCCAGCAAUUUAUCUUGGGCAGCUGGGGAUCGACUCUUUCUUGCUUCAAUAUAAGAGAUCAAAGAACUGGGAUGUUAAAACUGUAGUGUGUCGCCAUCAGAUUCGGCCUCAGCCUCCACUGUCGGAUGAAAGAGAUUUUAGCUUGUUGGAUAAAGUGGAUGCAUUCCAUGACAUGGGUUGGUGGGUCGGAGAGAUUACGAAAGUUCUUGAAGGAAACAAGUACGUGGUCACUUUAAGCUGCACAAGGCAGGAGAUGGAAUUCAGCAUUUCAGAAUUGAGGACUCACUUAGUUUGGCACGAUGAAAGAUGGAGUAAUGAAUUUGCGGAAUCUCACUUUAGAAGGGAUUCUCAAGUACCAACAAAGCAUUCAUGUCAGAGUUCCAGAAGUGAUUACGAAUUACAAUCAUGCAAGAGUUUUGGAAACUCUGAGGUAGCUACACCACUUCGAAAGAAAACACCUUGUUCUAGGAUUUCAUUGAAAAAUCAAUCGAAGCACUUGAGUCCUUGCAUGGAUAAAUUACCUUAUGUAAUGACGAAAAAGAAAUCGAAAAAGUCUCAGCAACCUAAAGAUGAUGAAACAAUUGCAUGUUUUUCCAAGAAGUUAAAGGGUGGAUACUCAGAAGACUCCUUAUCGUUUGAAAAAUCAAAUGCAAGGAGAACGCCCGCUAAAACUCAAAACAAAGAAUCCCCAGUAACUGAUGUCGUGAAGAUUGAGAAACCGAAGAUUGGACGACUGGAUGAUCAAGCAUUAACUCAUUCUAAAAGAAAAGGUAACCCUUCUGGGACUGCCAACCAACAAAAUGAGGAUAAUGGAAGACAGGUUGAAGCUGGUGUCACAGGUAACCCUGUGGGGACUCCCAACAAACAAAACGAGGUUAACGGAAGACAAGUUGAAACUGUUGUCACAGUAGAUUGCUCGACAAGAGAACUUAAGGUGGCUGCUGUAAAACCUAUAGAGGGCUCAAGUAGCCCUGCCGAGACUGCCAACCAACAAAAUGAUGUUACAGGAACACAAGUUGAAACUGGUGUUACUGUUAACAUUGAGCAACAAGACAGUCCAGAUUUGCCAUUUGUGAAAUCUUAUCCGGAAAUUUGGGAGAAAGUUGAAUCUAUGGAUGCAUUUAAAAGAUAUCCGCAAAAACCACAUUUUUAUCCUUUAGUUAAAUGUGGAGAGCUAAGUCGUGAAUCAUUAGCGGUUGCAAAGAUGUUAACCUUUGCCUCUUUGGUAGAGAAGACCUCCAAGUUGAACGUUGAGGAUCCUGACGACUUCUUUGAUAGCAUCUUCGAAGAACUAGGUGAUUUGGAAACGUUUGGAUUUGAUGUCAAGGCAGUACACGAUCGUCUGAACUCUUUGCUAGAAAUGAAAGUUCAGUUGGGGCACCUUCAGGAUAAGUCAAAAGAAGUUCAAAUCAAGAUCGUGGAGCAAACUCAAGACAGAAAGAAACAUAAUGAAAUAAUCAGUGGGGUUGCUAAGCAGAUUAAGGACUUGCAGGAUCAACUCGUGGUGCUGAUGUCAGAGGACGCAGCCAAAGGUUCUGAAAUUAGCAGGUUGCAAUCCGAAGCAGACGCUAUCAUUGAAAGCAUUCAGAGCAUCCGCCGUAUGAGACACUGGCUGAAGCAUGGUGAUCCUCGUGAAAACGUUCAUUUGAUUACCGCUUUGUCUGCGGAAACUGAAUGGUGAAAGUGAUACCAAGCUAAUCUGUAGUUUAUUUUGUAACAGCUCUUAGCCCUAGAAAUUCUGGCACCAGGUAUCUGUACUGCAAUGUCAUCAACCAGUAUUAGCAUAUCUAUAUAUAGACCGGGUUUUCAACCCCCAUAUCACUUUCUGUUGGUUUCCUGUAAAAUUUUAUGUUCACCUCUUUCUGGUAAA
Malus domestica (apple) is the source of this 2545-nucleotide messenger RNA. RefSeq names its product DUF724 domain-containing protein 3-like. NCBI's taxonomy places the organism in Eukaryota, Viridiplantae, Streptophyta, Magnoliopsida, Rosales, Rosaceae. The record is from RefSeq and is a predicted model, not a curated record.